This is a messenger RNA of Dovyalis caffra, 1608 nucleotides long. The record is from the annotation of a GenBank genome assembly. Lineage: Eukaryota; Viridiplantae; Streptophyta; Magnoliopsida; Malpighiales; Salicaceae.
AUGGCUUGGGGUUGGAUGAAGGCUUGGGCUAGGAAGGAAAUAGAACGGGCUUACUUUGCUAAACUAUGGGCUUGGGGGUUAGGACCUAGACUUGGGCUGGGGGAGAAAGAAGGGGCUCGGUUAAGGGUCUUCAAAGUUGGGGUUCUUGCAGGAGUAAAUGAUAAUCAAACAUAUAGAAUUCACGAUUAUAAUGAAAAUGUUGUUCAUGUGAUUAUUGAUAAUAGAACUAAUAGUAGUAAUGAAGGUGACAGAUUUGUGGAUGCUAAGGAAAUGGGAAGAAGAAACGCAGUAGCAUCUAAAUCACAACCCACUAAACCCUUAACAACCAAGGUCCCUGAUAUCUCCAAACAAGAAGAAAACAAAUCCCGGAAAUCCAAUUUCUUUUCCUCUGAUAAGAAUAUCUUUACGCUAUGUUUCGCAUUUCGAAUUGCCAAUUCUCUGCUGAUUCAAACUUAUUUCAAUCCAGAUGAGCACUGGCAAGCCCUUGAAGUUGCCCAUCGAAUUGUAUUUGGUUUGGAAACAGUUCUUACUUUGGUUGGUCUAUACUAUUGGCCCUGCAUGGGAGUUUCUUCCAGCAAAGCUCCCCUUGUUUCACGGAAGUGGGGUUUGGCUAUUGCAGCAUUAGCUUGUGCAAUUCGGCCAACAAGUGCUAUUACAUGGGUCUAUGUUGGCCUUCUUGAGCUAGCUGUUACACGUGAUAGAUUGAGAUUCCUUGUCUUGGAGGUGGUCCCCAUUGGGGCUUUGGUGAUUGGGCUUUCAUGUUUAUUGGAUCGUUUGAUGUAUAACUCUUGGGUCAUUGUGCCCGUUAAUUUCAUCAAGUUCAACUUUCUUUCAUCCGGCGGAGAUUAUUAUGGAACUCACAAGUGGCACUGGUACUUCUCUCAAGGAUUUUCAGUCAUGGUCUUCACAUUCUUACCAUUUUCAAUAGCUGGUUGCAUCAAGUCUAAAUGCUGGAAGCUUUCUGGCCUCAUUGCAUGGGUUUUAAUUGUUUACAGUAUUCUGGGGCAUAAAGAAUUCAGGUUUGUCUUGCCUGUGCUCCCAAUAGCUUUGAUGUUCUCUGGAUAUUCGUUAGCUGCGAUGGCAAGAUCUGAUACUGAUAGUAGAAGAAAAGUUUCUCCAGACAGUCAUAUGAAAAGGCCUUCAAAAGUGGGAUUUGCCAUCUUCUUCUUGCUUGUCACCAACAUUCCGAUGGCAUUGUAUAUGAGCUUGGUUCAUCAGAGAGGAACUGAGGAUGUCAUGAUUUAUCUAUCCAAAGAAGCACAAAAUGACAAAGUGAAGAGUAUCCUGUUUCUAACGCCUUGCCAUGCCACACCUUACUACUCCACACUCCAUUAUGAUCUGCCCAUGCGUAUUCUGGAUUGUUCUCCAAGUGAAGAGAAAGGAAUUCCAGAUGAAUCAGACCGCUUCAUGAUGGAUCCUAUAAGAAGGUUUUUCCAUGCUCACUUCAAGGUGGACCGUGAUCUUCAAGCAUCAGUUGUUAAAAUGAUUCCUGGCUGUGAAGAGGCUGAUUUUGAAACCUUGUUUCAGAAGUGUAUUGAGCAUGUUAUGAAACUAAAAUUGCAAGUCCAUAUUCUUAAGAGUCUCCUACAGGUUUAUGAGAUUGAUUAG